Molecule: messenger RNA, 3015 nt
Organism: Girardinichthys multiradiatus
Lineage: Eukaryota; Metazoa; Chordata; Actinopteri; Cyprinodontiformes; Goodeidae
Gene: c1ql2
Product: complement component 1, q subcomponent-like 2
Exons: 2
Coding region: 277-1056 (259 amino acids)
Molecular function (GO): protein binding
Source: RefSeq, a predicted model, not a curated record
CGCAGCUGUCUGCGCGCACCCCUCCAUCCAGCCAAGACGCGCGCCUCCUCUUCGGUCACAGCUGCCCAAGGGAUCGGAGACGCGGAUUGGAGCAGUGGAUACACUUCACCGUACUUUCCUAACUUCUUUGGUUUCAGUCUGUCGUAUUACCACCCCACCCCACUGAUAAUAGUCACAAUUGCCCUCCAGCGCGGCUCGACGGGUUUUCUGGCGUCCAUUGGUCCACGUACGGCCCGGAGGAAGUGGUCCGUGGUCUUCGCAGUGACCGCCGUCACCAUGGUCCUGCUGGCUCUGACCAUCGCUGUUCCGCUGCUGCUCCUCCGCUCCCCGGAGACCUCCGCUCACUACUAUGAGAUGAUGGGCACAUGUCGGAUGGUUUGUGACCCGUACAGCCCCAAACCGGGGGGAGCCACCGCCAUGGAGGUGAACCAGAACGUGAACGGGGUCGCUCCGCUGCCGCCGAUGGCACAGGGGAGCCGCGGGGAGCCGGGCCGACCCGGUAAGCCUGGACCCAGGGGUCCUCCAGGAGAGCCUGGACCCCCCGGUCCGAGGGGACCACCGGGAGAGCGAGGGGACAAUAAACUGGCUUUCACCACCUUGGCGGGAGCUUCCGGGGGUGACACCGGCGAAGGAGAUGGCGCGAACUCCACGGUGAGCGGGUACAGGAUCGCCUUUUACGUGGGUCUGAAAAACCCACAUGAGGGAUAUGAGGUGCUGAAGUUUGACGACGUGAUCACAAACUUAGGGAACCACUAUGACCCGAGCACUGGGAAGUUCACCUGCCAUGUGUCCGGGAUCUACUUCUUCACCUACCAUGUGCUGAUGCGCGGAGGGGAUGGCACCAGCAUGUGGGCCGACCUGUGCAAAAACGGACAGGUUCGGGCCAGUGCCAUAGCUCAAGAUGCAGACCAGAACUAUGACUACGCCAGUAACAGUGCUGUGCUACAUUUGGACUCUGGAGAUGAGGUUUAUGUUAAAUUGGAUGGAGGAAAAGCUCAUGGGGGCAAUAACAACAAGUACAGCACCUUCUCUGGCUUCAUCUUAUACCCCGAUUAAACUCUCCACAACAGGCGCUUUGGACUGAAAAGUGUCUCCACUAAAGGUUCAUUCUGUUUUUCUUCUUUUGCACACCUGUUCAAGUUUACAGACUUAUCUGAACCUAUAUGCUGUAAAAACUCAUUGAAAGAUUUUUUGUAUCCAAUCCAUAUUUAUUUCAACUGAAGUUUAAAUAGAGAUUGAUUUAAAACUGUGAUUGAUGUCUCAUGAGAAACAUGAGAAAACUCAUGUUGCAGGUGAUUUACAGCACGCCAUAAAUAACCUAGGAGGAAAUGUUCCUGGUUUAACUUCCUAAAACCAUUUGAGGACAAUAACAACAGGCCUUAAAGGUUAUUGGUAUUUCACUGGUUGUUUAUAAGGCACCUUGUGUAAUAACAGCAAUAUUGCCAAGGAAAUGCAACAAUAUGAAAGUAGUGUCUGAGAGGCACUACUUCACUAUUGACUGACCUGUUCACAACACUGUAAACUUACAUUUUUAGGCAAAAUUAUAGUUUCAUGAGAGGAUCAAUUAGCCAAUUAACUAUGUAUGAUUAAAUCUAACAGUAAUGACUUUUAAACAGUUUAGACAAGAUGCCAGAAGAAGUCUCCAUUAUUGUUUUAUUGCUCAAUAAUACAAUUUGGCUAGGGGAUAUCAACAGAAAUAAUUUGUUUUCCUUGUGAAAUGUGAAUUGUGUGAUAGCCACUUAAAAACCUAUAAAAAUCUUCAGAACAGAGUUGAUUUAGCUAGUAAGCUAAGUGCUAACAUAUACGAACUGAUCGGUCACAAUAGCACCUGUCCUCCUGUUCCCUAUUUUUAUUUUAUUGAUGAGUUUACUCAGAUUUUGUUUGCAAUGGACAUUUGAAGCUGGAAAUAAAAUUCACGUUUAGACAUACAUAUGCUAUGCUUUCAAGAGGAAAAAAGAAAGAAAACGGAUUGUUGUUUUUGUAAAAAUGGUUUUCUUAGACUUGUGUGAUAGUUACAUCAAAACCAUUAAAACAUCAUCUCCAGGAGUAAUUUGAUUUAGCGAGAAAACAUCUUUGCUAGCGUGUUUAACAAAGAUGCUAGCAUUUUAGUGGUUAGCUCACAGCUAAAUCAACACUGUUCUUAAUGUUUUUCUAAAAAGCUUGACUGUCACUGCUGUAAAAACAUAUUUCAACUGUAUUUGUCCCUGUUGAAAGCAAGCAUGUCAUUGUGUAUGUACGUAUGUAUGUCAAGAUGUGAAAAUCACCCCAAGGUAACCUGUUUUAUAAUGUUUUAUAAUCGUAUUAUAACAGAAGGAUGCUAAUAGAGCAUCUGUAGUGCUCCAUUUGAACUCUAAUACAAUAAGACUUGGAGCCGGCAGUUGUUGUUUAUCUGUCUGGUAUUCAGAAAGAUUAUGCAAAUACUACUGAGCCAAAAUUUAUGAUAUGUGAUUUAAAGGUGAAGCAUGAACAAAUAGGAUUGUAAGUGACUGAAAAUGAAUCUUCUUUAAGUUUAACAUUAGAAUUCAGCAGACAUGUGUGCAUUUGUGUUUUAGUAUUUCAGUAAUUAUUGCUGGAGGACACAAAUACAUUUUCAAACAUAUUUGUGUUUGGGUAUUUACUCCAUAACUCACGCUGGAAGCCUGGGAUGACUGAAUCUGGUGAUAGUCAGCAUAGUUUUGAGGAAUAUUAAAAAGGCAAAAGCUGUAUACAAGCAUGUACUUUAAAGAAUAAAAUUAGCCAACACUCUAAAACAUUUUUGCACUGUGUUGAAAUUUGAAAACGGCACCACAAAACUGCCAAACCUGACCUCAGCUGAGUUAAUGUUCUGAAUGCAUAUAGUACAGGAAGUUGCAAAAAUCUCCAAAUGGCAACAUGGAUUGCUGCAGCAUGACAAACUUUGCUGAUUUGUGUAGUGGUCUGUGUUUAACAAAAAAAACAAUUCACUAAAUCUGUUGUCAUAUUCUGUUCUUGGUUGUUUUGUUCUCAUAUAUAUACCAAUAAACAACUUAAAAAACA